Molecule: messenger RNA, 2312 nt
Organism: Populus trichocarpa (black cottonwood)
Lineage: Eukaryota; Viridiplantae; Streptophyta; Magnoliopsida; Malpighiales; Salicaceae
Product: farnesyl pyrophosphate synthase 1
Exons: 6
Coding region: 1706-2110 (134 amino acids)
Biological process (GO): trans, trans-farnesyl diphosphate biosynthetic process
Cellular component (GO): cytoplasm
Molecular function (GO): (2E,6E)-farnesyl diphosphate synthase activity; dimethylallyltranstransferase activity
Source: RefSeq, a predicted model, not a curated record
CAACUCAUGUUUAUUCUUGCAUUUAAAAAUUGUUUUUGAAAUUUUUUAAUUAGUUUUAAUAUCCUAUUUCAAAACUAAUUUUAAAAAACAAUAAAAAAAUAUUUUAAUAUGUUAAUGAAAGGUACGUUUACUUGCUCUCGCACUUGUUAUAUUGCUAAUGUCAUCACAUUUUGUUCAAUGGAUUUCAGUGCCCGACACUUCAUGCCAUUUGAGAUUUGACCACUAAAUUGGAAUAAAUUUUGCAUGGUUUUUAUGAUGAUCUGGAGCUAGGAUUUGAUGGGAAUACAAAUGCAGAAUAGGGUUUGAAGCAUCUGUGAUCUGAGAAGAGUUUCAGGGACCAUAGAGAGCCCGUGCUUCUUCAUCUUUUUCAUGCAAAGAAAAUAAAUAAAACAAAUUAAGUUUGUAUGUGGGUGCAUUAGCAGACUAAUUAUUCAACAAUUAAUUGUUGAAUAAUCCUUAAGAAUCUCAAGUGGUGUAACUAGAUUGAAACAUGGACCAAUUAAGAAACCUGAGAUGGAAUUCAAACAGUUGUUCUCUCAUUUCUCCUCCUAUUUUUUUGUAAAAAAAAAACACAGAUCAUCAUGGAAGCCAACAAGAACAAGAAUGUAGUGAACUACACCAUUUUUCUUCCUCAAUGUAAGGAAGGAGGGGACAUUUACUCUAAGAUUAUAAUCCUCACCACAAUCUGUGUCUUGUCAGUCUCUCCUCUAACAUCUGUGACAGAGAGUAAUUAGCCAUGGCAGAUCUUAAGUCAACCUUCUUGAAUGUCUACUCUGUCCUCAAGAAAGAGCUUCUUCAGGAUCCUGCUUUUGAAUGGAGUCCUGAUUCUCGUGAAUGGGUCGAGAGGGUAGUGAUUCCUUUUUUUUAUCUCUUGUUGAAAGCCUCAAUCUUUGUGUUUUUCCGUUCUGGGGUGCAUUUGUUUUUUCUUGAUUUGAUUGGAAAUUAGAAUUCAAUUGUGAAUCUUGAGCCUGAAAAUGCUGUUUUGAUCAUGGCUUGUUGGUUUGUUUGGUAUAUGUGAAGCGGAACCCAGAAUGAUUUUGAUGCACUAAAUGGAAUGAGGUUGUAAGUUGAGCAGGAAAUAUGAGAAUCUCAUUGGUUAGAGGUGACGUUUUGAGAGAAAGUUAUUGAUUUUGUGGAGAAUCUGUGUAAUAAACUUUGCCUUGCAUAUUCAUGAUCUUGAAUUCUUUCCACCACUGCAUGGUUCCUUUGUUCUGUAUCUAUAAUGCCCCAAGUACUGCACUGGGAAAAUCUUGGACAUGAUUAGCAGGCCUAAUGAUCCUCAAAGCAGCCCAAAAGCACUUUUGGAUGAUGGUUUUAUACUGUUAUAGAUUGUAUCGAGGCCAACUUAGCUUUGCUUGUUUGUGAACUUGGGGUGGAGAUUUUGUCUCGGGAGUUUGCUUAAGUACUCGUACGUUUGACCUUACAAUUUAUGCAGGUUAACCUUUUCUUUUUCCUAAUUUUUAUAUUCAUUUUUCUGCUGCAGAUGGUGGACUAUAUUGUGCCUGGAGGGAAGCUGAACCGAGGACUCUCUGUGAUUUCUGCAUACGAAUUCUUUUAUUGCGGUUCUCCCUGACCAUCUCCACCCCCUAAAUGGCAAGCCAAUUUAUAUAGGUCAAUUCAUAUUUUCCACAUUGGAGAUGUAUCAAUCAGAUUUAUUAUCUGGCGUUCGACCAUUGAAUUUACUCAGGUUGCGUGUGCAUUGCUCAUGGCGGGUGAGAAUCUAGACAACCAUGUUGAUGUAAAGAACAUUCUUGUUGAGAUGGGAACCUACUUCCAAGUACAGGAUGAUUGCUUGGAUUGCUUUGGUGAUCCAGAGAUAAUUGGUAAGAUACGAACAGAUAUUGAAGAUUUUAAGUGCUCUUGGUUGGUUGUGAAGGGUAUGGAGAUAUGCAAUGAAGAGCAAAAGAAACUGUUACAUGAAAACUAUGGGAAACCUGACCCAGCAAAUGAAGCACAAGGGAAGGCCCUCUAUAAUGAUCUGAACCUUCAGGGUGUAUUUGCGGAUUACGAGAGCAAAACCUAUGAGAAGCUGAUAACUUCUAUUGAAGAUCAUCCUAGCAAAGCAGUGUUGAAGUCCUUCUUGGCUAAAAUUUACCAGAGGCAGAAAUAGAGAACCAUCAGCAGAAGACUGGAUGAUGCCUAACAAUGCAAGGCUUUUUAUGUUUUUUUUCCCAAAAUUGUAUUUGUAGUUUCCUAAUUGAGGAUGAUUGUUCUUCUUGUAUCCCAUCCCUCAAACCAUCUUGGUAUUGUUGGUGCUUACCUAUCAUUGAAUAAACAAUGGCCAUCAUUAACAAGAAUGAAGCUGUUUGACA